Messenger RNA from Drosophila navojoa, 508 nucleotides. RefSeq lists its product as uncharacterized. The record is from RefSeq and is a predicted model, not a curated record. Lineage: Eukaryota; Metazoa; Arthropoda; Insecta; Diptera; Drosophilidae.
CAAUCGAAUUUUGAAACGCGCCAAGUCGAGUUCGUGUUGAAAAAAAUGCCGCUACGGAAGAAAGAGGAAUAUAUACCCAUUAAGUGUGAAGGCUGGAAUGGGAAAUUCGUGUAUCCCGAUGGAGCUGUGAAUAAUGUGUCCAAGAUACGUCGCCAGAAUCAGAACGUGACAAACACAAACAAUUUCUAUGGCUAUAAUACGGAACCGAUUGUCCUGCCGACGGCUUGGGAUGGCACCUUUGUGAAGAGCGGCGAGACACGCAUUAAGCCGGAGCGGAAUCGUUCCGAUGAUCAGGACUAUUUCGAAUAUAAUACCGAUCCGACCAUAUUGCCAACGACUUGGAGUGGUGAAUUCGUCAACGAUCCGAACGAUGUGCGCAUCAAGCCGGAACGAAACUUCUCCGAUCCGAGGGAUUAUGCCGAGGCCAAUCGCUUCAAGUUGGUGCAGUGAGAGGGGCAGGUGGCAAUGGAAAUAUUGAAAGUGAAUUGUGAAUGUUUUGUAUUGUACU